CGGUCAAUCGAUCCUCCGUCUCCCUCAGCAGAGCACUAACACCAGUCCCGGCAAAAUCAAAGUCCCAUUGCACGGCACGGCUUCCACCUUUUCUUCCUCCAAUAAAAUCGGAAGAUCUUCGUGGGUUCGCGAAGCUUUUAUCUCCCGCCAUUGAGCACAGCUUCCCGAGCUCGACUCAUAGUCCAUGGACCUCUCAGUUGCUUUUCCUCCCGCUAAGCCUCACAGUUUCGCCUCCAAACUCCCGGUUUGCCCCAGUAAGUUGCAGCCGAGCUCACUCAAGAUCCAGAGCAAGCCUUCGGUUCUUCACCUGAAGAGAUCAGUGAGAGCUGUGAAUGGGGAUGGGGAUCAGGCUCAGAGUCUGAGCCGGACAGCUGAUAAUGACGGUUUCAUUCUCGAGGACGUCCCUCACUUGACCGAUUUCUUGCCCGAUUUGCCGUCGUAUCCAAAUCCAUUGCAAAAAAGCCAAGCAUAUGCUAUUGUUAAGCAAACUUUUGUUGCCCCUGAAGAUGCCGUUGCUCAAAAGAUCGUUGUCCAGAAAGGUAGUCCUAGAGGAGUACAUUUUCAACGUGCUGGUCCUCGAGAAGAGGUUUAUUUUAAUUCUGAGGAAGUUCGUGCUUGCAUAGUGACCUGCGGUGGCCUGUGCCCUGGUAUAAAUACUGUGAUCCGAGAGAUAGUAUGUGGCUUGAACUACAUGUAUGGCGUUGAUGAUAUUCUUGGUAUUGAGGGAGGUUAUAGAGGAUUUUACUCUAAAAAUACCCUCAAUUUGACACCUAAGGUUGUGAAUCAUAUCCAUAAACACGGUGGGACUUUUCUACAAACAUCUCGAGGGGGUCAUGACACAAAAAAGAUAGUUGAUAACAUUCAAGACCGUGGAAUAAAUCAGGUAUACAUAAUUGGCGGUGAUGGUACGCAGAGAGGUGCUGCUCUUAUAUAUAAGGAAGUCGAGAAACGUGGUCUACCUGUGGCCGUUGCCGGUAUUCCCAAAACAAUAGAUAAUGAUAUAUCAGUGAUAGACAAGUCUUUUGGUUUUGAUACUGCUGUUGAGGAAGCUCAGAGAGCCAUAAAUGCUGCUCAUGUAGAGGUUGAAAGUGUGGAAAAUGGAGUCGGCAUUGUCAAGCUAAUGGGAAGAUAUAGCGGUUUCAUUGCCAUGUUUGCCACAUUGGCCAGUCGAGAUGUGGAUUGCUGCUUGAUUCCAGAGUCUCCUUUCUAUUUGGAAGGUCCAGGUGGGCUCUUUGAGUUUAUUGACCAGCGGCUUAGAGAAAAUGGGCACGUAGUUAUUGUGUUAGCGGAAGGGGCGGGACAGGAAUAUGUUGCACAGAGCAUGCAUGGAAUUGAUGAGAAAGAUGCAUCUGGGAACAGACUACUCCUAGAUGUUGGAUUGUGGUUAUCACAAAGAGUCAAGGACCACUUUACAGAUGUGCGGAGAAUGGCUAUAAAUAUGAAGUACAUUGACCCCACAUACAUGAUUCGGGCUGUGCCAAGUAAUGCUUCAGACAACAUUUAUUGCACUCUUCUAGCCCAAAGUGCAGUACAUGGAGCUAUGGCUGGGUUUACAGGAUUCACGGUGGGGCCUGUCAACAGCAGACAUGCAUAUAUUCCAAUUUCUCGUGUGACGGAAACUACAAACACAGUCAGAUUGACAGAUAGGAUGUGGGCUAGACUGCUCGCCUCUACAAAUCAACCGAGUUUCUUGAACCACCCUGAGGGGCUCCGGGGGAAAGUUGAUGAAGCUAUACUCGAGGAGAUCAACAAGAUGAGGAUCAAUUCAAUUUAAGAUAUAAACACUACUGGUUUGCCUUUGUGGUUCUGCAGGUAAUCUGCAAUGUGAUUUCUUCCAUAUUAUCCUCACUUUCGUGAGGCAGCAUAUGGAAGAAAUGAGAAAAAUGUGCAGAUUUCUGUGUAUAUCAUUUUGACUUCGGAUGGCCCGAUUUCCGCGAAGGAACUCAAACUCAAUUGCUGUAUGUGUGCUAUCCGUUGUAGGCUAGGUUGCUUCCAGCUGCAGUAUACUACACGGAAAAGUCAUCGAUGUGCUUGUUCAUUUAAUAAGAAUUCAUUCAUUUCGUUACGUA
This is a messenger RNA of Punica granatum (pomegranate), 2069 nucleotides long. NCBI's taxonomy places the organism in Eukaryota, Viridiplantae, Streptophyta, Magnoliopsida, Myrtales, Lythraceae. The record is from RefSeq and is a predicted model, not a curated record.